AUGGACCGACAUGCGUGGGUCAAUUUCGCCUGCCGCGGCUCGCAGAACCCGCGCGACGCGACGAAGAGCGCGUUCCAUCUCUACGACAGUCCACUCCCGCUGAAGGAUCUCAUGCAAACGGUCGCAGACGGCGCAGAACUUGCGUUGCUCUCGGCCUGCCAGACGGCGACUGGGGACGAGAAGAACCCGGAGGAAGCCGUACACCUUGCGGUGGGUAUGCUCGCCGUUGGCUUCAAAGGCGUGAUCACGACGAUGUGGUCGAUAGGCGACGCAGAAGCGCCGAUCUUAGUCGAGGCAUAUUACAAGAAGUUGUCGGAGCUUCAGACAACGGGUGCGGUCGGACAAGGGGCAACGGGCGCGGCGUAUGCGCUGCAUGAGGCGGUGAAGGCUCUGAGGGAGCGCGCCGGGCGGAAGAAUAUCUUGAAAUAA
Molecule: messenger RNA, 429 nt
Organism: Peniophora sp. CBMAI 1063
Lineage: Eukaryota; Fungi; Basidiomycota; Agaricomycetes; Russulales; Peniophoraceae
Source: the annotation of a GenBank genome assembly